This is a messenger RNA of Marchantia polymorpha subsp. ruderalis, 934 nucleotides long. The record is from the annotation of a GenBank genome assembly. Lineage: Eukaryota; Viridiplantae; Streptophyta; Marchantiopsida; Marchantiales; Marchantiaceae.
CUUCUGUGCAGUGAAGUGAAGUGAACCUUCGAUGCUCAUGCAUUUUGCGCCUGCCAUUUUGCAAUCGAUCUUGGCUGUGAACAGGGAGAUCGAAAUGUUGAUAAAGCUUAACAAGUAUUCGACACGACGACAUCCACAUUUCUUCGUCAGGACUACUUCCCAUACGUAGGAAGACCGUACCAUUCAGGAUUGAGACUUUGGGGAGUUUAAACACAUUGAGAGAAACUGACUGGUACUGCAAGGAGCAACCUCGAUAGUCAGAAGAUCGCACAAAGGUGGUCUUCAGCAAGGAGGAACUGGAAGCAUUGAAGCUGGAACUAUAUGGAACUUUGACGAGGGAAACGAUUACUUCUCAACAGAGGAAGGUAAUUCUGAGAAAGGAGAAAGUGAGACACGUUUCAAAGUCUCAAGCAUUACAUACGUCGCUGUUUCCGCAGCACGCAAAGGAUAUGCAUAGAAAGGCGAAGUCUGUAGAGUAUGAAAAUGAUCAGCGUUCUAGCUCUCUCAACAGAGGACUGGAACAUUCGAUCAGUCCUGCACUCAAACUUGACAAGACAAAGUUCGCAAGGCCUCAAAACAAGAUUUCCAUGACUUGCCCACAAGAGGAGAGUAUACCUUUCGCUAAUUCGCAGUUGGUAGACGAAUGUCUUGAUCCUGGGCACUCACUUUAAAAUACAGGGAACCAAAACCAUGAUAAGAAACCAAAGAGGUUUCAUAAGAAACCUCCUAUGAAAGAUUCUGUUACACAGUAUACUUCUGCUGAGUUUGAGUGUGCACGGAAGCAGGAAAAAGCUUUGUGCAGAGAGUCGAUUGAGGGAGGAGGGAGCGCGUGAAGUAAAGACCUCUGUGGAAGCUGAGAAGAUUACAUGUCUUCCCUCAGUCAGUCAAUCACAUGUCUUUCCUUUAAAUAAAAAUAAAAAUUAAAAAAUUAAAA